This is a messenger RNA of Phytophthora infestans T30-4, 324 nucleotides long. RefSeq lists its product as uncharacterized. Lineage: Eukaryota; Oomycota; Peronosporomycetes; Peronosporales; Peronosporaceae. The record is from RefSeq and is a predicted model, not a curated record. The transcript has 2 exons. The coding region runs from base 1 to 324 and encodes 107 amino acids.
AUGAAGAGCCCAGAACGGGCUCACUUCAACUCGGCCGACACAAUUAUAUCGCUCCUGACGUCGGAGAAGGAGUACGAGUCGAAGCAGAAGGAGCUGGAGAGCGUGGCUAACCCGGUGCUGCAGAAGGUGUACGCGUCUGCAGGCGGUGCUGGUGGUGCUAUGCUCGAUGGCAUGCCGGGUGAUAUGCCUGGUGCUGGUACCGGGGCCGAUUCUCGCUCGUCGGGUGCCGAGCAGGGUCCGAAGAUCGAGGAGGUGGACGAAGUUGUCACCAGUGAUUCUAUGUGGAAGAAGUGCAUGUCGCUAGAUAUGCCUAGAUUAGCUUAG